ACAUUGACAAAAAUCAAAAAACUCAUCGAUCAGGCCUUAAAUAUAAAUAGAGCGGUGCAUCUGCGCAACUCCACAGUGGGUCUUUAGGCCGACAUAUAAAACGCGUCGUCGGACAACCGGGCCUACAGUGCUAUGUCCCGUUUUGGUUUGUAGUUGUUUACGUUUUCGGUUACGCGAUUAACCUAAGAAAUGCACGUGUAGAAUACGUCCCGUUUUGUUGCCGUGUCCCAUUAAAGCGGCACAUUUUCGUUUUUAACUAGUUGCGUUCAGUACCACGACUGUAAUUUGAAAAAAAAUGCCGUCGAACGACCACGAUUUGCAAUCACCCACUGAAAAUGCGUUGAUUUCGCCCGGCGACGAGCCGGAGGAUUCUAAGGUUAAGUUGAAAAAGGACAUAGGGCUCCUGGAAGGGGUCGCCAUCGUUUUAGGGAUUAUGCUCGGCUCAGGAAUUUUUAUAUCACCAAAGGGCGUGAUCAAAGAGGUAAAUUCAGUGGGUUUCUCCCUAAUAAUUUGGGUGAUGUGCGGCUUUUUAUCGAUGAUAGGGGCCCUGUGUUAUGCGGAAUUGGGCACGGCCAUACCCAAGUCGGGCGGAGACUAUGCCUACAUUCACGAAGCCUUCGGACCCCUUCCGUCGUUUCUGUACCUUUGGGCAGCAAAUUUAAUAUUUGUGCCUACCACGAAUUCAAUUAUGGGCCUAACUUUCGCUAAGUAUGUGAUACAACCGUUUUUCCCAGAGUGUGAUAUGCCUGAUAUAGGAGUACGACUUAUGGCUGCAGCAGUUAUAUGUUUCCUUUCAUUUCUGAACGGAUACAACGUCAAAGCAACGCUGAAGCUCCAAAACAUCUUCAUGUUCUGCAAGAUUGGAGCCUUGGUGCUAGUCAUUCUGAUAGGGGUGGUCUGGAUGUUCAUGGGGCACGUCGAAAACUUCUCAGGGGCCUUCGAAAACACCACCGACAACCCGGGCAAAAUCGCCAGGGCCUUUUACUCCGGCAUUUUCACGUAUUCAGGCUGGAACUACUUGAACUUCAUGACUGAAGAGCUGAAGAACCCCUUCGUUAAUCUACCCAGGGCUAUUUAUAUAUCUUUGCCUUUAGUUACUGGGAUCUAUGUCUUGGCCAACAUGGCUUAUCUGUCGGUUUUGACUGCCGACGAAAUGAUUUCUUCAGAUGCCAUAGCUGUGACCUUCGGCAACGCUCUUCUGGGCAAGUUUGCCUGGAUACUCCCCAUAAUGGUGGCGAUUUCAGCCUUCGGAGGACUCAGUGUCCACAUUAUGACGUCGUCGAGGAUGUUGUACGUGGGCGCCAGGAACGGUCACUUUCCCACGUUCCUGUCUCACCUGAGUGUUACCAAAAACACUCCAGUGCCUAGUCUGUUUUUCUUAAAUAUUUUGUCGCUGCUCAUGUUGUGCACCAGCGACAUCCACUUGUUGAUUGAGUACUGCACGAUUGUUGAGUCGUUCUUCGUGAUGUUGUCGGUGGCUGGCCUGUUGUACCUCAGGUACACGCAGCCCAAGCUGCCCAGGCCCAUUAAAGUCAAUUUAUUGGUACCCAUAGCGUUCGUUUCGAUCUGCCUGUUCCUUAUAAUUUUGCCCAUUGUGGACACCCCCAUUGCCUUGUGCUGUGGUGCCUUGAUCACCCUGUCUGGGGUGCCGUUUUAUUACUUCGGCAUCGUCCGGAAGGACCAGCCUCAAGGCUUCCGUAACAUGAUGAAGAGUCUAACGCAGUUCUCCCAGAAAGUCUUUGCUUCUGCCCACGAAGAAGAAUAACGAGGUAUUUUUAUCCAAGGACCACGCUUGUACCUUUAGUAAUUUAUUUAUUUCUUUGUAUGUAUGCAUUGUUUUUGUUUUAUAAAACAGUGUCAAGGCAACUUUAUUAGUUGUCUGUUUGAAGUUACCUUGUUGAAGCUGUACAAUUUUGUAUAGGAUGUAUGAAAACAGUGAGAUUUGUUUUGAUUAUCUGUAAUGCAUAUCUCUUUUGAAGUUUAAAUUUAGUGGGUACUUUAAUAAUAUCCAUUCCUGCAUGUUUCAAUUCCUAAGGAGGCAUUUAUUCAUAUCCCAAAGACUGACGAUGCCUUUUUGUAGUGUAAACGUUUUACUGCCACUAGGAACUUAAAAAGUAACUGACAAUACUUUUUUACAUAAUAUGAGAUUUGUAUUGUGCAAGUGUUUACUACAAAUCUCUCUGAUUUUGUAUAUUACGCAUGACAAUUGUUAAGUAUUAAUAUUUUGGUUGCAAACUUAAAUUUUGUAUUCAUAAAAUUGAAUUAAUGAAAUGGAUGUGAGGAAAAAGUUUUUUACUAAGUUUUUGGAAGUAUUCAAUUUUUCUAGUAUUAACUUUUGUGAACAUUGAACUAUUCUAGUAAUAUUUUAGUCAAAAAUUAUAUUUUAUAUCUCAUUUAAGCUGUGAUUUUUAGAAAUUUAUUGUUUGAAUUUACAUAUGUUCGUAUUAUUAUUUGCAACCUUUGUUGAAUUUUGUUUACCUAUAAAUAAACAUUGAAGUACA
Messenger RNA from Aethina tumida (small hive beetle), 2501 nucleotides. It is a transcript of the gene gb, whose product is annotated as Y+L amino acid transporter 2. Gene Ontology annotation, biological process: amino acid transmembrane transport. Bases 296 to 1765 code for a protein of 489 amino acids. Lineage: Eukaryota; Metazoa; Arthropoda; Insecta; Coleoptera; Nitidulidae. Gene Ontology annotation, molecular function: L-amino acid transmembrane transporter activity. The record is from RefSeq and is a predicted model, not a curated record. Gene Ontology annotation, cellular component: membrane. The transcript has 8 exons.